UGUGCCAGGUUCUUGUGAGUCGAGGAACAGGAAAAAACUUUUUUUCUGCAUUCUACGCCUAGUUAGUUUAAUGUGUGUACUUCCACAGAAGCAUUAUUACUGGGUAAAGUAAAAUAGGGUGCGAAAGUUUAGGAGAAUCGUCCGGAAUCCGCUAGUUUGAUUGGAAAAGCACGGGAAAAAGUAGCGGAAAAAUCGCGACUCGCGACGACAGCAAAGUGUGGCCCGUGCGUAGUGUAGACGGACUGUAGUGCGGUGCGGUAAAAAAGAUGUCUUCUGUCCUGCUGCAUGAAGCCUCAACAGCAACGGCAUCGCUUGAACUGCCAAAUGGGAGUCCCGGAAAUUCUGUCCUGCAGCCCGUCUGCAACGAGGACACUCUCUAUUGGCAGCAAGCGCUGGAAGCAUUAGCACAGAAGGCGAUUGUUGGCGAUACAAUGGAUGCUGCUGCGAAAAAGAAAAAGAAGCAGCCUUCAGCACUGGAGGAAGAACAACAUAAGGAUGGGAAGCAGCAGUCAAGUGUUGGCAGUAGUCCGUGUCCAGCAGUGGCCACCGUUUCAAGUAAUGAUUGUGACGAAGAGGUUACUGCUGAAAGCGAGGAAACGGAAGAGAACUGCCAGGCUAGCGGUACAAACGAUCCGGAAGCCGAGGAAGAGGAGCAGCACGAUUGCAAACUCUUCCGGCUGAGCUGCUGCUGUGCGCCCUGUCUAAACCAUCGGGAAACUAUUAUACAACUGUUUGUAGAGGACUUUGAAUACAAUACGCUAUGGGAAAGGUUGCAGUUACUGAUAAAGAAAUUCUAUGAUUUCAUACCGGAACAAGACGACUCGCAGUUGUAUAGCCGCUACAUGCAGCUGAUGGAUAAGUCGUCGCUCAAAUGGUUAACCGAUGGACGGAUCAAUACGAAGAAAAACAUACAGAUAUCGCUCGGUUCCAAUUUGCCCCUGUCGAACGAGAUGACGUUUAUUCUGGUGUUUAGCAUGCUCUACACGCGGGAUCCGCAUCAGCUGUUCGAGUUGCUCUGUUUGCAGCUGCGGUCGAUUGUGCGGGCCUACAGUCAGGGUCUUCAGGAUUUGAUCAUUGAGUCGAGUGAUGGAGAAUUGCAAUAUAAUCCCUCGGAGUUGCUCAAUUAUAUUCUCGAUGGUUACGAUAAGCUUUGCCAUUCGGCAAACUCAUUGUCUCCACUGUUAUUUGAGCUACAACGAGGUCACUUGCAACAAUUUUCACUAACGUGGUGUUUGAUUAAUAAACGUAUGUAUCAACGGUUUGUCUAUCUUGAGGUGCAAAAGAUCGUGCCUGAGUGCAUACUAAAGCUAAAAGAACUUCUGUUUGAGGACGAAUAUAAAACAAUGGUGUGCCGCUUUAUUCAAUUUGACGACGAGAUGAAUUCUACAUCGCAGAUGUGGCGUGACGUUUGGUCGCUAUUGCAUGAUUAUCAUAAGGCGAAGGAAGAUUCUGCCCGAAGAAAGCGGAUCAGUUCAGCUCAUUCUUUGCUGCUCGCUGUGAAGGAGUCGGAGUUUAACUUGUGCCCAGAAAUUUUAUUGCAAAAAGAACGACCUAUCAUAGAGUGGCUUUCGCUAGAUGAUCGAAACCUAUUGUGGCAUUAUGUGGUUUACAAUUUGAAGGCCAAAUGGGUUGCUUGUACGAAUCCGAGAUUGACUGCUUCCAUCCAGAACAUUCAGUGUCGAAAAUGUAACUUCGCUUUGGCAACGCAUUACGUGGCAUGUGACUGUCGUACUUGUGUGAUUGCUGGUGGCACUUGUCUGGGUAUAUCCAAGGAGCAGCUGUAUUGCGCUAAAUGUUCAUUCUUUAAAAAGUUGGAUCGAGACUAUCUAGACUAUCUUGGCGAAUUCUUUAACAAACCCCUUGGCGAGAAACAAUUGCAAGAACGGAAGCAGCUUAACGGUAUGGCCAGUUCAUCACAGUCGUCUUCUGGGUCAAGUUCAAGAAACGAAAUUCCUUUAUCCGAUUUAUCUGAGGGCCAGGCAGGGCGUGCAGAUGCAUCAUCUGGGACAAAAGAUGGGUCCAGUUCGUCUGUUGUUGCUACCACUGCUUCUAUGAACGUGGGCUCGAUCGAUAACACUAGUCUCUAUCACAUUUCUUGGGCCAUUUUUAAGCAUUUGCCGGAACGAAGUGCGUACACGUGGACAACCCUUGAACCUAAAAGAUUUUGCAUUUUCCAGGGUGAACCAUGCAAGAUAAAUGCAUGUCGUGUAGCAAUCAACAUAAUCGCUAUGCUAUACCCGUUGAACUUGUCGAAAUUUCUUAUAAAAUCCUACCAUCCCCUUAAGGAAGAGGAGCGCAGAAAGAUGGCCGAGAAUUGGAACAUAGAUGUAAAGAAUUUUAUGCAGCGGUUCUGCGAUGACAUCAACAAACGUUGGCGAACGGAAGUUGCCGAUCGGAUCCAUCCGUUGCAUUUCCUGGAUCUACUCUGGGAAUCCGACGAUUCCGAAUCGACUCUGCUGAGUGAUAUGGCAUCGGCGUUCGCUGAAUGGUUUCUGAUUGAUUUCCAAUUCCCGCAACGUAAUGUUAUCUAUCAGUAUUUCACCAAGUUCUUUUUGGCGAAAGGUACCGAUAUUGAGUUUGACAUGAAGUGCUUCGAAAGUGUUAGCGGUUCUCGUUUAUUUAACUGGAGUACACCUGCGUCUCCGUUACGGCAAAUGAUUGCCGAUGAUAUGCAAAGCAAGUUGCUGGGUGUCAACUGGAGUACGAUUCUACCGGAAGAAGCCUUGGCGGCUAUCAACGGUGAUGACAUAGCGGCGGCAUCUGCGACAUUAGAAGUUGUUCCUCCGGGAAGUGUUCUGCUGGCGGCGACCACCACGGCUGUGAUGGAUCCAAUCGUGAAGCUUUGCACCGACGAUGGUACCAUUUGUAAGGAUUGCAAAGAAUGCUUCACUGAUACGGUUGACAAAUCGGAAAUUUUUGAAAAAGAAAUUAAAAAACCAUUAGUCGAGGCACUUAAACUGGCAGCAAGCAAUAAAAUACUUGAAACGGAGCUUAAAACACUUCAAAAAGAGCACAGUAUGUUAAAAGACAUGGUUCGAGAUUUGGAGCAGAUCCAUGAGCAGAAGCACAGCUCUGUUAGAGAGCCGUGUAAAGUGGACAGCAGCUGUACUAGCAAUAGCAACGACGGUAACCCUAAUCACGGAUGUAAUGCUACAAGCAACAACAUUAAACCAAUUAAUACAGUUAAAAGCAAUGGCGUUAGUGAAACCGCUAAUAAUGCAGUCCCGAAGGCUACCGUUUCCAAUGGCGGAAGUGGGUCUCAAGUGGCUGUCCCAAGUGGUAGCGCUUCGACGUCAGGUGCAAAACCAACUGUUAACAGCCCUGCGAAGACUAUGUUGAAUCAAGCAACCAAUACUCCAUCCAAGCCUGCAACUCUACAACAACAGGCUGCUGCAAAAACUACUCAACUGGGGACGUCUUCCAAGGCUGCGCCAGUCGGGACAAAUCCUUCAGUGGCUGCAAACGUCACCGGAAAGGUUAGCACUAAAUCAACCAGUACUCAAGCUGUUGCUGCUACUGGAGGAACAGCUACAUUGCCACCAGCUGCGACCCCCUCUACGAGUACCAGUGGCAGUGGCAGCAAUGCACAUGUUAUCCAAUCUAAGGAAGAACAUAAGAAAACCUGUCAUCGUGGUGGUGCUACCGGAAGCGAAAAGGGCGACGGGUCCUGCGUGUGCUACUACUGUACACUCUUUGGGCAAAGUGUUUGUUUGGAGUGCAAUCAUAAUCAGCGAACGAACGAAACGCGCGAUCGAUUGCGAAAGAAAAUAAAACAGCUGCAAAGUAACAAGGAUAACCAGCAGCUCAAAUCUCUAAAUCUGAAAAACAUCAAGAUACCGCCGGGAGGUCUGCUGAAAAAAAUCAAUACCAACAAGAGCAAUUCGACGAAUGCGGUCACUAACAACGGUGCCAAUGGUUCUAGCUCGACAGUUCCUACCAUCACUAAGGAGUCGAUUACGUCCAAGGUGGAAGCAAUGAAGAACAGUAACCAGAAGAUGCCGCUGGCAAACUCGGCAGCGGCUGCUGGUUUAGCGACAUCCAACGCCAAGAUUCCGAUGGUGACUGCUCCCAUGUCGAUAGCGAAAAGCAAUUUAGCGGGCGCAAAAGGUGCUGCAAGUGGAAAGGAAAAUGUUCAAAAUUUGCCAUCCCAGCAGCAGCACCAAAAGUCUGCCGCUCAAAGCAUGCUAAAGAAUCCACCACCGCCGCCAGUGGUCGAGGAAAAGUCGCUCGAUGAUAUUCUACGGUUUAUCGAGGGCGACGAUGACGAUAAGAAUGCGAAUAAUAAGAAAGCAGCCAAAAAAGUCAAACAAAAACAAAAGAAGCAAGAGCUGAAGAAAAUAACCGAAUUGGGAGAGCUAAGUCAAAAAUUUUCCGAAUUUCAUAUGGAAGAGCAAAAAGCUCAGAAAAGGUUGCAGUUUCAGCAGAAUCUAAAAAAGAAAGACAAAAAACAGCUACUGGAAGAUAUUAGGGCGUUCGAGGCGAAAAAGGUGCAACUGCAAACAGAUAUCAGUAGUCUUGUGUCGAGCAUUAAAGACAACAAUCCUGAGUUCAGCUUUAAACUGGAUGGAAGCGCAGAUCAAACCGUUGAAAAGGCACCGGUUUCAAAGGGUAAACACGAACAACCGGCAGUAAAGCAGCCGAAGUCAGUUGCCCCAGCAGUUGAGAAACAGCAGCAGAUGCCUGCCAAACUGCAGCAGAACAUUAAUCUUUUACAGCAGCAGAAGCAACGCCAGCAGCAGCAGCUUCUCCAACAGCAUCAGCAAUCCCCACAACAUCCGCAACAGCCACAACAUCCGCAACAGCCACAACAUCCGCAACAGCCACAACAUCCGCAACAGCCACAACAACAUUCGCCAGACAACGUUAGUGUAGACUCAAUGCGAAGAAUGGUAACCAUAAAGCGAACCUUUCUGCCACAUGCAGAACCACAGGUUACCGUUACCGCUAAGGGACCUUCUCCCGACAAGGAUCAGUUGCUGUACACGUUCAUUAAUGGUCAGUUAGUGCCACCAGAGCCAGCUACUGCUUCAUCUAGCCGCAAAAAUAGUGGUUCGCAAACGGUAGGCAAAAAACAGCACCAACAACAGCAACAGCAACAGCAGCAGCAACAACAACAACAACAACAACAACAGCAACAACAACAACAACAACAGCAACAGCAAGAAAUUCAAAAUCAGCUAAGCCGAAUGAAGAUGAAGAUGGCAUUCAAUGAUGCCAAGCAAAUCAGUGACAUGAUUGUUAAGAGUCAGUUUACGAACGAUACUGACGUUUGGAUUACGGAACGUUUGCUCAAGCUCAGCCUGAAAGAACAGUCACAACAGCAACAGUCGAUGCGGGAGAUAGAUGAACUGAUGCAAAAGAUACAGCUGCAGCAGAAUGGCAACGCGGAUCGGAAAAAGAACGCUGGCGACAUCAUGCAGCUGGCAAAACGGCUGUCGGAAAAGUUGGCUCAGAUCAGGAGCAAAGCGAAGACCUCCGUUAGUGAAGCACAAGCGAAGGCCGCUUCGCAAAUGUUGCAGAAGAUCGUGCAGAAAUUAGAAAUGGAAUCUAAUGGAGCAAGCGGUGCAGACGACGAGGGCUCUAAGAAAAAGAAGAAGAAAAAGAAGCAGGAUAAGGUUGCGGACGAGAUCGAUGAGAUUGAUAAAAUUAUUGCCUGGCUUGACGAGUUUCAAGUCGGAACGGAGCAAAAGAAAACGGACAAAAAGCCACCGGCAGAAAAAAAAUUAGGUAAAGUUUUAAACCGCAAGCUUAGCAAAGAAUCAAUCAGUUCCAGUGGCAGUGUUCAGAAAAUUAAGGACACUAAGGACCUUAAGGGAAAGGCAAAAGCUAGACCUGACGAAGUCAAGGAACCAUUGAAGAAGGACAAAGAAACACCACAGAAGAAAUCGUUGCCUCGCAAGAAAAGCGAGGUCUACAUCGAUCCGGAGUUUGACAAUAACGCAUUCAAGCUACUGAAUUUGGACGAUACCGAGUCGGGUGAUGAGGAAGAAUAUGAUUUGCAGGAAAAUCCGCCAGCUGAAUCUGAGAUUACGGAACGACCGAAGUCGCCAGUAAGGUCACCAACACCUCCCUCACCGAAAAUUGAGCCACCGAAGCGACCGCCGACACCUCCUGCUCCAGUGCCGCCGGUUAUAGCCAGUAGCAAAAAACUUACUAAAAAGAAAAAUGAAAAACCGAAAGAGCCCCCUAAGGUUCAGCCUGUUGCUGUGAACAAGGAGGUUAAACAAAUCAAAACUAAAGAAAAUUCUAUCCCGCCAUCGGUACAAACCGUUUCAAAAAAUCCGAAAAACAACUUCGGAAAUGCUGCAAAUAUACAAUCGUCCAGUGUUAGAAAACCGGUCGCUACGGUCUCAACUGCAACUGUACAACCUCCAGACAAACCAGGACAAGACAAUUCGACCAUGUCUAAACGUAAAAAGAAGCUUCUUCAAAAGCAGCAGGAACAGCAGUCUAAGCCGAAUAUGCAAUCCAAACAGCAGAAGAAACAGACACAGCAACAACCACAACUUAAUUCAGCCAACGUUCGACAUAUUGACAAAGCAAUCAAAACCGCCGAUCGUUUGGUAAAAUCACCGAACGAUCGACGGUCGAAGGUGAAUAUCGGUGUUGACACGACGUUGGAACUGAUAGGCGAACCAGGUAUUCCACCGUCGCAACCAACAGGUAGAAUAGGUGGCCUACCGCAAAAGAUUCCUUAUAGCUUUGCACCAGGCGAUACGGCAUUCGGGAUAAGUAUAAUGGACCAGUUAAGCCGAGGAAUACGAGUUGAAGGGCUGCAGUUGCCUCCGGGCAUCACGCUUACGCGUGUUGAUGGAGCGCAAGCGGAAGCCAUUAAAGCCAAACGUGACUCGAUCAAGAAGAUUUGUGAGCCAAUGCAAACCAUUCAACCGGAACAAGCGGUACCGCCAGUUCCGGCUCAGAUGAUGAUGGGCGCACCCGGUAGUGUUGCACCUGGUAUGUUCAUGAUGAACCCAACGAUGGCUCAGUCGGCUUCCUCAGGCCAAGAUGCUGUCAUUAUGGUCGACACUAAUAAGCUGAAGGGAAAUUCCGCUGGUGAUAAUGAGAAAAAAUCGAGCAAAAGAAACAAACGGAAGAAUAGGAGCAAAAACAAACAAGACCCUUCGAAGGAUGGCCAUUCGAGAUCGGAUGGCGGUAAAAAUUCGAAGAAUGGUAACAGCUUUGUGACUCUCCGCAAUCCGAUGUUUCAAAAUGCUCCGCAACGGGGUGGUUCUGUUCCAAACGAUCCGGGGGCUACCAGUACCCGUUCAACGCUAGGAUACGAUCAGCCUGCAACCAUUUUCAAGAACGAUAAUGGAAUGUUUACCAUCCGCAAUCCAGCUUUGCAUCAGGCCUUAUCCGGAGGUGUGCCGCCUUCGACCAGUGGAUUCAGACCAUUCAAUACCAACUAUUUGGUCGAGAAUGGAAUUUAUCCGCCGACUGGAGCGUCUAACGCAACGACGGCAAACUAUCUUCAACAGCAGCAGCAUCAGCAGCAACAGCAUCUUGCCGGAAAUUUAAUGCCAGCAGCAGGGUCGAGUAAUUCGAAUGCAUUUUCACCGGCAAUAGAACCACCUCGCAAGUGCAGUUCCGUCAUAGGCAGUGAGAUGAAGAAUGCUCAGAAACAGAAGCAACAACAGCAACAUCAACAUCCACACGCCCUUCAUGGUUCGUGGCAUCAGCUAAAUGGGGGUGCCGGUACUGUUCCACCGCCGGCCACUGAUUUGUAUAAUCCGCUCACGCUUGGACCGAAUCCGAAUCAGCGAUGCUACUCACCUUUUGAAAGUUUGCAGUACGGGUUGACCGGAAGCCAGGAUUAUAUGAAUCCGCAGAGUCCGUCGGCUGGCUAUUAUCCACUUAGCUCUCCUUCAACUAUGAAUGCAAUCGGAUCUGAGCGGUCACAAGCAAGAGCGCAUGCUGCCGCUGCUAUGUCCUCCACGGUCAACAACCCUAGCUGUCGAAGGCUAUUUGGCGCGGCUGGUGCUGGUGCACAAUCUUGUGACGAUCCGUCGGGUCCUUUCUACGAUGGGAUUGCUGGUGGUCCAUCAAAUCAUAAAUAUGAUGAUUUGUCUUUUUUGCAAAAUCUGCAACCUGGUCAAAGGUUGAAUAGUGAGGUAACAAUCCACAACAUUAACGAAUCUAAGUUUUUGCGUCAGCAGGGACAAAAUUUGGCCAACGACAUAGAGAUUACACGAAUACCAGCCCCAGGAAGCGCCGUCUCAUCAUCUGGUUUUAAUCAUCCACCACAGCCAACCAUACCGCAUCCGUUGCUAAUGUCACCGGCUGGUUCAACGAUAAGCAACGAAGCGACUCCAGCUGUUUCGAUUCCAGGCGGAAUUUCGCCAAGCGCUGCGAAUGCGGCUUCAACGGUAAAUCUCCUCGCACUGAACGAUAUUGAAACCACACUAUUUUUGCAAAAAUACCAUCAACAGCAAAUGCAAUUGCAGCAUCAGUUACAUCAACAAAUGCAGCAACUCCAGCUACAACCCUUGAGUCGCCAGCAGCAGCAGCAGCUAAUUGGAGAAUUCGGAGAAAAUAUCUUCGCUCCGAAUCAAAUGGUCAAUCUAAACGAGUUGGAAUCGGAGGAACGUGAUAUUGAAUCAUUCAAACGGUUCAAUUAUUACUUCGAUCCGCCAAAGAAUAAGCCUAAAAUCAAUCUGAAUGUAAAGGAUAUUGUGGCGAAUAAUAAAAAGCCGGCUAGUGGCACUGCCUGCACCAACCACAAUGUUUCCAGCGGCGGUGGCAGCAGCAGCAGCAGUAGUAUCAGUAACGAUAACAACCCUGGUGGUGUGAGCAUAAGCGAAGAUAUACAACCGAUUCGGCCACAGGCACCUAUCGGGACACCUUCUCAGAAAGGUCUUCAUCAGCAACAGAGUACACCUGUGUCGUCCGUCGGUACGGGAGUCUCUACGAUGCUCUACCCGGCAACCUCGGACAGCCCGGCCUCAUCGGCGUCAAUCUUCGAUGGAAUCUCGUCGUCGAUGAGUAGCCACGCGCACUCUUGUGAUGAUUUGUACAACGAUUUGCUCACCUCGACGGGCAAUCUGAGUUUGAAUUUGAAUUUGAACCUUACCCAGCUGCAGCAGUCCAACUCGGAUCCCAUAGCAUACGAUAAUUUUGGCGUGGGUGGCGGGGCACCCAGUUUGAGCAGCAUUGGUAGUUCUUCCACCGGUGGAGGCGGAGGGACGAAACCCUCGGCUAAUGAGCUGUCUCAAAGUAUUAUCAGCAAUUGAAAAUGUGAUCAGUAGGAAAAGUUCCUACCCGGUUCAGGUUUGAAAUAACAGUGCUAAGCGCUAAGAUGCUCACGUAACAAAAUGAAAUCAACAAAUCUACAUUUUACCAUAUUGUCAAAGUUGCCUUCAAACAGAAGUGCCAUAGAUUUCCUUCCCAAAAAAAGAAAACAAACAACACAGACACAGUUAAUCGUCGAAUGCACGAGCAAACCUGCAUCAGGUAUUGGGAACAUCCUGCUAACCAAUGGGUCAACAAUUGCACACAACAGAAAUUUCGACUGCCACUACAUAAAAUGGAUCCACGAUGCCCCAUCCAGGCAAGAAGGGGCCCAAUGUGUCACAGACUAGUAAGAUUUAGUAUCUUCAAACAAAAAAAAAAAGAAAAUGUUAAAGCUUGUCCCCUCCCACGAGAGGUUAAACAGUACAGCAGUAAUCGUCGGUCAAACGAAUCUAUUAAACAA
Molecule: messenger RNA, 9691 nt
Organism: Sabethes cyaneus
Lineage: Eukaryota; Metazoa; Arthropoda; Insecta; Diptera; Culicidae
Exons: 9
Coding region: 267-9230 (2987 amino acids)
Source: RefSeq, a predicted model, not a curated record